Nerophis ophidion (straightnose pipefish) is the source of this 2821-nucleotide messenger RNA. It is a transcript of the gene adi1, whose product is annotated as acireductone dioxygenase 1. The transcript is spliced from 4 exons. The coding region runs from base 51 to 623 and encodes 190 amino acids. The record is from RefSeq and is a predicted model, not a curated record. Gene Ontology annotation, molecular function: acireductone dioxygenase [iron(II)-requiring] activity. NCBI's taxonomy places the organism in Eukaryota, Metazoa, Chordata, Actinopteri, Syngnathiformes, Syngnathidae.
ACGCUUGUCCUGUUUUACGUCUUGUUGUGGCGGUUUACGGUGCGUUCAAUAUGGGGCUCGAAGCUUGGUACAUGGACAACUCUGACGAAGACCAGAGGAAGCCGCACAAACUUCAACCCAAUCAGCCCGUUUCGUUGGAGACCUUAAAAAACAUCGGAGUUCUUCAUUGGAAGCUGAAUGCAGACAUCUAUGAGGAUGACCCACAGUUGCAGCUGAUCAGGGAAGAGCAAGGCUACUCUUCCAUGGACAUCGUCACCGUGGAGAAGAAUACACUGCCGAAUUAUGAGGAGAUGUUAAAGACGUUCUAUACGGAACACCUACAUUUGGACGAUGAGGUUCGCUACAUCCUUGAUGGCCAGGCAUAUUUCGACGUCCGGGACAAGGAGGACCGCUGGAUAAGAAUCGCUGUGGGCAAAGGUGACAUGAUUACGCUGCCAGCUGGCAUAUACCACCGCUUCACAUUGGACGAGACCAACUACACAAAGGCCAUGAGGCUGUUUGGGGGGAAGCCGAUUUGGACAUGCCACAACCGACCAGCGGAUGACCUUGAGAGUCGAAAGAAGUAUGUGGCUUCUCUGCAGAGCAGCUGUAACGGAGCAGAGCGCCACAUGAUCAACCACUAGUUGCUUAGUUGCUCCAGUUUGGAAUAUUUAUCAAGGUUCCAUAAUUGCACAAUUGCAAAAAGCUUCAAAUUCUCUCUGGUGAUUACCGUAUUUUCUGGCUGCUGCUUUUUUCCCCAAGCUUUGAACCCUUCGGUUUAUACAAAGGUGCGGCUUAUCCAUGGAUUGUUUAAAUCUAAAUUAUGGAAUGGAUUAAGCAAAUAAAUGAAACUAUUUACUACAAUAAUCCACUUUACAAAACUGUUCAAACUCAAAGUAUAUACAAAGUACAAGGAAGAAGAAUCCUGAUACACAUUUUAAAAUCUUAUUAAAAAAGGAGAACAUUUUAUUAAUCUCAAAUAGGAUGAAUAAAGACAUCAAUAGCUUUUCUGUUAUGGUUGAUCAGCUGCUUUACAGGCAUGGUUUGGAAACAAUUCAGGUAUGUAAAAAAAAAAAAAUAUAUAUAUAUAUACACUCACACACACACUUUAUAUAUGGAUAUAUACUCGGUUGGUAGAGCGGCCGUGCCAGCAACUUGAAGGUUACAGUUCGAUCCCAGCUUCCGCCAUCCUAGUCACUGCUGUUGUGUCCUUGGGCAAGACACUUUACCCACAUGCUCCCAGUGCCACCCACACUGGUUUAAAUGUAACUUAGAUAUUGGGUUUCACCAUGUAAAGUGCUGAGUCACUAGAGAAAAGCGCUAUAUAAAUAUAAUUCACUUCACUUCAUUAUAUGUGGCCUAAAGUCCGGUGUGGCUAAUAUAAAAUAAAAUAAAUUCUUCUAAAAUGUAGUAGGUGCGGGUUAUAUACAGAUGCGGUUUAUAGUUGGAAAAAUAAGGUAAACACAAUGCAGUAACCACACAUGAAUAAUUUUAAAUCUUAGACAAAGUGUUGACCUACUUAGCAGUCAAUACAUUUUGAUGAUUUGUGGGAAAUGCAAAAAAAUAACUUGUGCUGUGGUCAAAUAAAUAUCUCAAAUAUUUUAAAAUUGCUAUUAUAAAAGAACCAUGUGGAUAAACUGAUGUUGUUGUUGUGCUGGUACUCUUCACCCGUGAGCGUAGGGAAUAAUGACACCGUUUUUACGUUUCAACUUCUUUCUGUGUAACUUUUUCAUCAGCAGGUAAGUACGCCUCACAUACACACUGUUAAACACGCUGACUCAAUUACCCUGGAAACAUAAACAUAGCUGCCCGGUAAACUGCCUGACUAAAACAGACCCAACUUAAAGGUGCAUGGCUAAAUUAACUUGUUUAUGUCAACAAUAAUAUUAUCAAUUAUAUUCAACAAUUAACAUAUUACAUAGGGAUCUUUAUCUUCUAUAUUCAUCACUGACAAAGGGAAUUUAUAACAGCUACAGUAACUAGAUAUUUUCCAGCACUACACAGCAUACAGCUUCAUAGUAAAGAAAUGAAUGCAACCAACACCCAGUGUUUCCACUGAUAUUUCAUUGUAACAAUGUAUUCGUCUAAUAAUUAUAUGGACUGCUUCAUCAUUGCUUUCGAGAAUUUUUUUUUACAUAAAACAUGUUUUUAAUUAAAAUGUUUCUUUUAUUAAGGUUAAGACAUAAUCUGUUACAAUCAACACAAUAUGGAAACACUUGACAUUUAUGAUCUCAGACAAAGCUCAACUAAAUUUGAUAUUAACUUAUGUUUUGGACAAGUUGCAAUGCAAUAGCAGUGAAUAUUGUCUGACUUAAACCCCAGCAAGAAAAAGGGGGAUCAGACCGUAAAUCCCAUAUUACAGGUGUCUGCUUACAUGGAGAAGCUUUGUAUGGACUUGUGCAUGCUUAUUAGUCUUGGAGAAUGGCUCUUAGCAUAAUGCCCGUGUCAAGUCCUCUCUUUAAAAUCACCACUGCAGGCGUAGUGCAAUGUAUCUGUGAUGUUUGACAGACAGUACUUCCACUGUAAAUGAUUACCUAGCAGAGGUAAUUAUCUUGGUAUCAAGAGUAUGCUGGAAAAAUAGCUGCCCCAAUGUAUGCAUCCUAACACGUAAAGUAUCAUCAUUGCAAUAUUGUGACUUCCUGCCUGACUGAGAGAACUGUUAAUCUUGCUAGCAGCCUAUAACAUGACAGUUAAAACAGCCACACAUUUAACAAUCAAAUAUGCUAACGCUAUUAUAAAGCAAAAUGAUCAAACAAAAAGUGAAAGAUUGUACAGUUCCGUAAUGAACCAUUUUCCUGACUACCUUGUUGAUUUAAUAAAAAAAAAAUUGUGUAUUUCUUAA